Colletotrichum higginsianum IMI 349063 is the source of this 1512-nucleotide messenger RNA. Its product is annotated as Glycolipid 2-alpha-mannosyltransferase. Gene Ontology annotation, molecular function: alpha-1,2-mannosyltransferase activity. The transcript has 5 exons. The coding region runs from base 1 to 1512 and encodes 503 amino acids. The record is from RefSeq and is a predicted model, not a curated record. NCBI's taxonomy places the organism in Eukaryota, Fungi, Ascomycota, Sordariomycetes, Glomerellales, Glomerellaceae. Gene Ontology annotation, cellular component: Golgi apparatus; membrane. Gene Ontology annotation, biological process: protein N-linked glycosylation; cell wall mannoprotein biosynthetic process.
AUGGAUCUUUUUAGACGAGCCGUCAAGGCCAUUCCCUCGACGGCACCUCAACUACCCACCGCCGACGAGAAGCCUACCACAAAGCAUGCUCGCCAGAACAGACUGGCAUCUCGCCUCGCCUUCUUCAGAAGACCUUUGCGCCUCCGUGGUAACUCGAGCAUCUCGGUGCCCCUCGGCGUCGUCAUCCUCUUCCCUCUGAUCGUUGUCAUCCUUAUCCUCGUGCUGUUCGUCAGACAUCCCAGUUCUCCUGGAAGAAUAUUGAUGCCUGCCGGUGCACCGCCAGCCAUCAGAAAAAUCAGCGAGGAGCACGACAAGGUGUUUGUCACCGGAUGCCUCGAGCCCGACACGAGCAGACCCAAGGCCAACGGCGCCUUUGUCGUCCUGGCCCGCAACAAGGAGUUGGACGGUGUCAUCCAAUCCAUCAAGUCCAUCGAGCGCCACUUCAACCGCUGGUACCAUUACCCCUACGUCUUCUUGAACGACGGCGAUUUCAACGAGACCUUCAAGGAGGUCGUCAAGAACUACACGUCCGCCCCCGUCGAGUUCGGCAAGGUUGGCCCUGAGAUGUGGGGCUACCCCGACUGGAUCGACCACAAGGUCGCCAAGGAGGGUAUCGCCAAACAGGGUGAUGCUGCCGUUAUGUAUGGCGGCUUGGAGAGCUACCACGCCAUGUGCCGUUUCUACUCUGGGCAACACGAGCUUCUCGCCAAGUAUAACUGGUAUUGGCGUCUCGAGCCCGAGAUCAAGUACUUCUGCGACAUUACCUACGAUCCUUUCUGGGCCAUGAUCGAUGCCAACAAGACGUAUGGUUUCACCAUCGCCGUCAAGGAGCUCCGCGAGACUGUCCCCAACAUCUUCAGAUACGCCUCGGCCUACAAACGCCUUAAGGGUCUCAAAUCCAAGGGCCUGUGGGAGAUGUUCGUUGACCCUGUCGAGAAGAAGGAGGAGCCGCCUACCGACCAGAGCCCCCUCCCUGAGGAGGUCCUGCGCAGCGACCCGAACCGCAACAACCUGCCCGAUGUCGACCCCGAAGCUAUGGAAGGCGAGACAUACAACAUGUGCCAUUUCUGGUCCAACUUCGAAAUUGCUAGCCUUGACUGGUUCCGUAGCAAGGAGUACGAGGAGUUCUUCGAAAUGAUGGACCGCAGUGGAGGCUUUUGGAUGGAACGCUGGGGUGACGCCCCUAUCCACUCCUUGGCUGCUGGUGCCCUGCUCUCCCCCCGUGAUAUCCACUACUUCCGAGACUUUGGUUACCGACACACCACUAUCCAGCACUGCCCUGCAAACGCCCCUGCUCGACAGCUGCCCAGACCAGCCUACCUAGAGAAGACGACUCUUGACGAGAAGAAGCGCUCUGAAGAGGACAAGUACUGGGACGACUGGGAUGCUGAAAAGGAGAACGGAGUUGGAUGCAGGUGCAGAUGCGACACCGACAUUGUCGAUGUCGAGGGCAAGGAGGGUUCAUGCCUUGCUGAAUGGGUUGACGUUGCAGGUGGAUGGGCCAGCCCGUGA